AUGAGUCCUGAUUGCUGCAGGUCUGAAGUUUUAACUUCUUCAGAUUCCAGUCUGGAGAGCAGAGAUGACCCGAACCACGACCCGACCUCAAACCAUCAGAACCGCCACGAGGAAAAUGGCCCAACUCCCGAUGGAGACGUUCAGGAGAAUCCACAUGCACAUUCCAAGGACUCCAGGAGGUUUUGUGCGGUUCCGAUCCACCACCGCCCGGACCUGCUGGUUCCCUGCGCGGACCUGGUCAACUCCGAGUGGCCGAGGAGCCAGGCGGCCCGGGUCCACUCCCUCCAGAAGUCCAGCUCUGAGUUUCCUGUCUGUUUGGUUCUCCUGCAAAGACACAGAGGGGUGGAGAGGCUCCUGGGCCACGUGCGUCUGACCCGGGUCGUAGGACUCAGCGGCAACCUGUUUGUCGAGUCGGUGGUCGUGGCCAAGGAUCAGCGGGGGCGGGGCUACGGCCGGACGCUGAUGGAGGAGACGGAGCGCUACGCUAAGCACAGAGGGUUCAGAUGCCUGUGCCUCACCACCCACGACAAGCAGCACUUCUACGCCCAUCUGGGCUACGUGCUGUCCACACCGGUGCAGAGCAGGGGGGCGGUGAUGGAGCUUGUUCCCAUGGCGAUGCUCAUGAGGCUCUCCAGACCUCCGAGCGAGGAGACAAACGCUCAAAUGCUAACAAAGACGGGCGUACAAGAUUCACAAGGGAGCAAAGACUCAGGGGGGGCUUCUGUUGUAGCAACAUCUCCUACCUCUAGUCCUCCUCUUCCUCCUUUACCUCCUCCUUUAUCAAAAUCAACCCCUCCCCCUCCUCCUCCUCCUCCUCCUCCUCCUCCUCCUCCACAGCCUGCAGGGCAGCCUGUAGCUCAAACGUUGACUGAAACUCCCUACAGAGAUGCUAAAGGACUUCCUAUCUUUUGGAUGCACAAAGACCUUUAACCUCUGUCAGAACCACCCGAGAGUUCACCCAGACAACAUAAAACUAAUAAACUUAUAAAUGCUAUGAGACAGAUGCAGGAAA
This is a messenger RNA of Nematolebias whitei (Rio pearlfish), 1012 nucleotides long. RefSeq names its product N-alpha-acetyltransferase 80. Gene Ontology annotation, molecular function: acetyl-CoA binding; N-acetyltransferase activity. The transcript has a single exon. Bases 1 to 930 code for a protein of 309 amino acids. Gene Ontology annotation, biological process: protein acetylation. The record is from RefSeq and is a predicted model, not a curated record. Lineage: Eukaryota; Metazoa; Chordata; Actinopteri; Cyprinodontiformes; Rivulidae. Gene Ontology annotation, cellular component: cytoplasm.